CCUCCACUUUCAUUUUCUACACAGUUCACUCUGCGCUCCUCCCAUGAAACACACACACGCACAUUUAUUUGGUGAGAUCCCACAGUGAAGCUGAUUCUCCAGCCCGAGGAGGAGGAAGAAGAGGAGCCCAGACUGUGACAGCCCGGCCUCUCAACAACACGCUCCAAUCUGCCGCUGCAGCAGUAGUCGGCGAGCUGAGCCAGGAGCGAACCGGUAGCUGUCUCUCUCUCAGUGUGUUUGUCAGUGUGCGAGACCCAGGACACCGAGGCGAGGGGGAGAGCUCAUUCCACAACACAGCACUCAGUCCUCCAUGGCUCUGUGCAACGGAGACAGCAAGCUGGAGAUCAGCAGCACAGAACAAAAUGGGUCAUGCGAGGGGGCGGUGGCGAUCCUGGAUGCCGGGGCCCAGUAUGGCAAGGUGAUCGACAGGCGGGUGCGAGAGCUGUGUGUACGCUCUGAGAUCCUCCCUCUAGAGACCCCGGCCUUUGCUCUCAGAGAACAGGGAUACAGGGCAAUUAUUAUUUCAGGAGGUCCAGCCUCUGUAUAUGCAGAAGAUGCCCCCUGGUUUGACCCAGCCAUAUUCACCAUUGGGAAGCCUGUCCUUGGGAUUUGCUAUGGGAUGCAGAUGAUGAAUAAAGUGUUUGGUGGAACAGUACACAAAAAGAGUGUACGGGAAGAUGGCGUGUUCAGUAUUGGAUUGGACAACACUUGUUCUCUCUUCAGAGGCCUUCAGAAGGAGGAACUGGUCCUGCUUACCCAUGGAGACAGUGUGGAUAAAGUGGCUGAUGGCUUUAAAGUGGUGUCCCAAUCUGGGAACAUCAUUGCUGGGAUCGCUAACGAACAGAAGAAGCUGUACGGGACCCAGUUUCACCCCGAGGUCGACUUGACAGAGCGAGGCACUGAGAUGCUGCGCAACUUCCUCUUUGAGAUUGCGGGAUGCACAAGUACCUUCACUGUACAGAACCGCCAGCAGACGUGCAUCAAUGAAAUCCAAGAAAAAGUUGGGAAAUCUAAAGUGCUGGUGCUUCUGAGUGGCGGAGUGGACUCCACAGUGUGCACAGCCCUCCUCAACAAAGCUCUGAACCCGGACCAGGUGAUCGCGGUUCACAUUGACAAUGGCUUCAUGAGGAAGAGGGAGAGUCAGAGUGUGGAGGAGGCCCUCACCAAGCUGGGUAUCAAACUUAAAGUGGUGAACGCAGCUCACACCUUCUACAAUGGAACGACAACCCUUCCCAUCUCUGACGAGGACAGGACGCCACGGAAACGCAUCAGCAAGACCCUGAACAUGACCACCAACCCUGAGGAGAAGAGGAAAAUUAUUGGAGACACAUUUGUCAAAGUGGCGAAUGAAGUGAUAGGAGAGAUGAAUCUGAAGCCAGAGGAGGUUUUCCUGGCCCAGGGUACCUUGAGGCCCGAUCUUAUCGAGAGCGCCUCUCCUCUCGCCAGUGGCAAGGCGGAGGUCAUCAAAACGCACCACAACGACACCGAGCUCAUCCGCAAACUCAGAGAUGAGGGAAAAGUUAUCGAACCGUUGAAAGAUUUCCACAAAGAUGAGGUCAGAGCGCUGGGGAGGGAGCUGGGCUUACCAGAAGAGAUUGUCUCCAGACACCCUUUCCCUGGUCCUGGUUUGUCCAUCAGAGUGAUUUGUGCAGAGGAACCAUACGUCUGUAAGGAUUUUGCUGAAACAAACAACAUCCUCAAGAUCAUCACAGACUUCUCUGCCAGUAUCAAAAAGCCCCACACUCUGCUGCAGAGAGUCAAGUCGUGCAUAUCAGACGAGGAAGAGGAGAAGCUCAUGCAGAUCACCAGCCUUCAUUCACUCAAUGCCUUCCUGCUGCCCAUCAAGACUGUCGGCGUCCAGGGGGAUUGCCGAUCCUACAGUUACGUGUGCGGUAUCACAAGUAAAGAAUCUCCACACUGGGAAUCUCUUAUGUUCCUUUCCAGACUCAUCCCUCGCAUGUGCCAUAGCAUCAAUAGAGUUGUGUAUGUAUUUGGGGCCCACGUGAAGGAGCCUCCAACAGACAUUACUCCAACCUUCCUGACCACAGGCGUUCUGAGCACGCUCCGACAGGCUGACUUUGUAGCUCACUCUAUUCUUAGAGAGUCUGGCUUCUCCGGUAAAAUCAGCCAGAUGCCAGUCAUCCUAACCCCCCUGCACUUUGACCGUGACCCACUGCAAAAGCAGCCGUCCUGCCGGCGCUCUGUGGUGGUCCGCACUUUCAUCACCAGCGACUUCAUGACUGGCAUCCCCGCUAUGCCGGGCAACCAAAUCCCAGAGGAGGUGGUGCUGAAGAUGGUCAAUGAGAUCAAGAAGAUCCCAGGCAUCUCCAGAGUCAUGUAUGAUCUGACUUCCAAACCACCGGGCACCACAGAGUGGGAGUAAAACACCAAGCGACGUCACACCGACAGGACACGCACUCACACACGAUGCACAAAACACACUCAACAGAUAUCAGAGAGGGCUGGUGAACUCCCCCUUUUCUUCUGUCCUUCCUCCCUUCCAACCUUUUUCCCACCUCCCCACCCCUCACCCCUCUCCCCUUCCCCCUCCUCUCUUUAACAUUCCCACGGAAGGCAGACUGUACUGUGACGGGUGCACGCGCAAAGGUGCUCCCGCUCUGCUCUCCCCACCACUCCUCCCUGGUCUUAAUAUUUUUUGGCGAUAGGGAUUGAUUUAUGUCGGUUAUUGAUAAUGUAUUUUUUUGGUACAUGUUUUUCCUCUCUAUGACAAAAAGAUAAAAUUGCUGCUUCCUUUUUGGAGGUAAAGCCAUCAAAGGCGAGCGGCGAGAAGCUGUGAAAGUCCAGGACGUGGACUUUAUGUUGUGCCUCAGGUUACGGGAUGAGCUUGACAUGAAAUAAGCAAAACCAUAGUGUGACGAAAAGAGAAAGUAAAACAGUGGAGGGAGGACUUGCAACUCUUCAGUAAUUGUUUUCUGCCUUUUCUUUUUUGGUGGUAUGUUUUCUGUUGUAUUACCGUAGGUCAGAAUGUUCUCCGCCUAAAGACUAUCCUGUCUAUUUGUUCGUUAUCACUCUCUGCCUGUAUACUGUGCUCUGAAGAAGGUCGUCUGAGCGGACAUUAACCUGCACAGACGACCCCGAAUGACCAAUCAACAGUUUUUAAGCUUUUUGUUUUGCCAAAAGUAGAAUAUGCCGUGGUGAUGUAUAACAUUGUGGGCUACUCGGGCGACGACGCUGUACCUGCUAGGGUCAGCCGUCAAUAAGAAGAGCUUCAGUAUGAUGACUGGUGUGCAGCUGUGCAGGAGGCCAAUAUGAUGGGUAAUGUUUAUUGUGCCUGUUCUAUUGUUUUUGUUUUUUGCUUUGUUGGUUGUUUUCUUUGGUGUAACCCGACAUGGACUAUUGCCGUUUCCAGAAAGAGGAUAUAACACUGUUCCUCCUCAUGCUGCAAUAUGUAUGCUUUUUCUGAAGACUAAAAACGACAAAUAACAAAAUUAUAAUUACAUUAGAGUUUAUAAGCACAUGUGUAAAUUGCUUUUCAUCAUUAUUUGGUUGCCCUUUGUUGUGCAGGGGCAUAUUUUUCACAUCCCUUCCUUUUCUUUAUUCACCCAUAAUUCCUCUGUGCUUGAUCAGCACAACAGCAUAAAACAUCCGGUGGGAACUUAACCGAAGGUGUGUGUCACUGUGUCGUGUCAAAGGUCAGGUUAAGAGCUCAGUCUGUGGCCAUCUCUAGCAUUAGGGUUCACUGUGUCUCAGAAUGGCAUUAUCAUGUCAUGUAAUUUCUGUUCUGUACAGCAUCUUAAUCUCUAUUAUUGUCAUUUAGACCUCAGUGAAUUCAGUGCUCAGGUUUAACUGAGUUUUAAAAAGUGUACCCACCCCCCUGUUAGAGGCAUUUCACUCACUGGUCCUCUCGCCUCCAGCUGUUUGUUCGUGCCUCUCCCUCUCUGUUAUAUCCUCAUCCCUCCCAUUUUAGUGGCAAAAUACUCCUAAUUCAAAAAUAAAUGGUUUUCCUCUAACUUGUCUUAACUGCUAUUAGUAUUUUCCCUCAUUUCUGCCUUUUUUAUGUGUUUCAGUUGCAUACGUCUCCAUAGAAAACAGCUUGAUAAUAACGGACAUAGUAUUUUGUAGUUGGAUUUAACUGCAGUAUUGAUAAAAUUAAGUUAUGCAACUAUAUGUCUGUUUUUUUUGUUUUUAUUUUCGUUCAACAAUGCUCGUUCUCCUUAGUAAUGUGCCUCAAACCAAGCCACUGCAUGCAGUUUCAACUAUGACGACAUUUGUACAAUGGAAAACUGAGCUUUAAUAAAGAUCUCCAUGUUGAAACUUCUCA
This is a messenger RNA of Platichthys flesus (European flounder), 4282 nucleotides long. It is a transcript of the gene gmps, whose product is annotated as guanine monophosphate synthase. NCBI's taxonomy places the organism in Eukaryota, Metazoa, Chordata, Actinopteri, Pleuronectiformes, Pleuronectidae. The transcript is spliced from 16 exons. Gene Ontology annotation, cellular component: cytosol. Gene Ontology annotation, molecular function: GMP synthase activity; GMP synthase (glutamine-hydrolyzing) activity; ATP binding. The record is from RefSeq and is a predicted model, not a curated record. Gene Ontology annotation, biological process: GMP biosynthetic process. The coding region runs from base 311 to 2383 and encodes 690 amino acids.